Amoebophrya sp. A25 is the source of this 289-nucleotide messenger RNA. NCBI's taxonomy places the organism in Eukaryota, Dinophyceae, Syndiniales, Amoebophryaceae. The record is from the annotation of a GenBank genome assembly.
CGGGUCGCUUCAAGUUGCACGCUGCGCCAAUGCUUGCAAGUACCUAUGGCAGUGUUGUGUUGCCAGCAGAUCAACCCGCAGCGCCUAAUCCUUCGCUAGCAGCUGGAGAUCAGGUAAGCGGCAGAGUAACGCAUGAGUCUCGUGGAGGCGCGGCAUUGGCGAAGCAUGCGCUAUCGAAUACAUCCGUGCUGUCGAACUUACACCAGAGCAAUUGCGUUUCCGGAGGUAACGAUACAACGACAAUGGGGGACCCUCGAAGCACGACCGGCGUAGUAGGGCAGCCAGGGAG